Molecule: messenger RNA, 2104 nt
Organism: Microplitis mediator
Lineage: Eukaryota; Metazoa; Arthropoda; Insecta; Hymenoptera; Braconidae
Exons: 3
Coding region: 74-1978 (634 amino acids)
Source: RefSeq, a predicted model, not a curated record
AUAUAAAAAUUGAUUGAAGAAUUGCAUUGAUAAUAAAUCAACAUUGAGAUUUUGUAAAAUCUAUACAGGAAAAAUGUGGAUGAGAAAAAUGGUUCUGUGGCUUUUACUGGUGUUUUCAUACGGCAAAAUAAUGGCUUUUAAUGAAUUAUUGUACAAACCUCCCCGAACACAUGAGACUUAUAUGGGACAAUUACUUAAAUUAUGUUAUGCUGAACGAUCGAACCCAGUUGUGAUUACAAGCAACCUGAUUGACAUCAUUGAUGAAAUCCCAGUAGACAAUAUCGAAUUUCCAGUGAUGGCUAUUGAUACCGAUUUCAAGUCAAAGGACAUCCAAAUAUUCAACCCUUCCUACCCACUAUAUAUUUUAUCAACCGAUUCAAUUGAUCAACUGCAAACACUCCUCAACGAACUGAAGUCCACACCAACAUGGAGCAUCGUUUCGAUAUUUUUUAUCGUUGGCUCCAUAGAAAGCAAUUGUCGAAAUGCAUCAGAAGUAUUGCAAUUGUUAUGGACCAUGGAGUUGUUGUCAUCCUUUUAUGUUUGUAUUGAGCCUAAUAAUGAUAAAAUGAUUUACACUUAUAAUCCAUACACCAAUCGAGCCCCAGAACCAUGGGAAAAUGUUGAUAUAAUUGAUAAACCAAAUGAUCGCUGGACUCUCUAUAAGCAGUUGUUCUCACAAAAUGAUAAAAAAUUUUGUCAAAGCCUCAGUUUUGACAAGACAAAAGCUUUAGAUGGUUAUGAAGUAAAAGCUGUUGGGGAAGCUAUUUCAUGGACAAAUAUAAGUCGUAAUGAGACAUACAAUACUUCAAGUUUCGAAAAUACGCUGCUCAAUACGGAAAAGAUGUUUUUUAAAACUUUAUUUUCAAAAUUAAAUGUCACACCAAUUAUUAAUUAUGACGACGAAGGUUUUUAUGAAAACGGUUCCGCUUCCGGUUAUGUAAAAUCAUUGAUAAAUGGCACCCACGAUAUAGGUUUAGGUUUGCGAUUAACUUCCGAAGAAGCGUAUAAAGUUAUUGAUAUUAUUAAUUUAUAUUAUCAAAAUGGUUUUAUGAUUUUAACACAACAGAGACCAUUUACAAUACCAACAGAAGAAGUUGCUGAUUUCAACGAUCUUCAUUUUGCUACUAUUUUAUCGAUUAUCGUUUUUUCACUUACUUUUAUAAUGAUUGCACUAAAUAAUGGCUUUCAAUAUUUUGAAGCUGCCUUGAAUGUUUUCCGAAUGAUAUUGGGCGCCGCAAUUCCAACGCCCCUCCGCAGUCUCUCGAUGCGUCUUUGUUUUCUAGCAGCAACUUUGUUAGUUUUCAUGAUCAAUCCUGCAAUUCAAGGUCGGUUAUCGUCGCUUUUGUCUACUCCAGAGCGCCGUAACCCAGAAAAUUUUGAAGACCUAUAUGAACAUAAGUACCAUCUUUACCAUCACCCUGCUCUCGAAUUGGAUAUCGUUAGUAAGGAAUUGUGGUCAAAUUCAUCAGAUAGAUAUUAUUUACAUCCAAUAUUAUCCGCCCUUUUUGGUUGCUCUGAAUAUGUAUUGAACGAUACAUCUGCUGCUUGUCUUGCAUACAGUGAAUUUCAAAUUUCGUCUGCUUUAAAAUACAACUUACAUAUUUCACAAAGGUUUCAAGUUAAAAGUUAUUUUACGUUCUGGGCUCGGAAAAACUGGGCGCUAAAAGCUCGAGUCGAUCAGAUAGCAUCACGAAUGAAUGAAGCCGGAUUAUUCGAUCAUUGGGAUAAAGCUACAUUACAGUGGCCAUUAAAAAAAUUAAAAGCUUCUGAAUCUGUUGACAAAUCAAUGCAAUAUACCCAAAUUGAACUUGAGAACAUGCUAUUUAUUUAUAUAUUUAUGUCACUGAGUCUUGUCUUCAUUCUUAUAACAUUUGGUUUUGAAUUACUUUUCAAUAAAUUGGCACCUCGGAAACGAAAAUUACGACAGAAAGUCGUGAUUUUUAACCGCAGGGUCCAUGGUCUCAAUGAAUGGGUAUAAUUACUUAUUCUUGGCUGCCAAUCGUCAAUCAGAUAUUCGAAAAAAAAGAUUUCUGUUCUUUUCAUGACGUUUUUCAUACAUGAGUCAUUUCAUGUCAAAUCAACCGAUAGUUGGAAUCGACCCCUU